UCGGUUUAAAAAAAGUUAGAAAAAAAAGUGAUAUAGACUUGAUCAGUAUUUUGAUAAAUAGAAUUAGUUGUGAUUGAGAUUCAGUGAAAGGAAAAUGACUGAUAUUGAAAAAUGGUUGACAGCAAAUAAAGGAGAGGUUCUAGAAAAAGCUUUGAAAAAGUACGAUAAAACAGAAAAACAACUUGAAGAAGAUGUCAGGACGAUUUCAAAAUGGUUGAGAACGCAACAUCAUUUACCGGAAAUCCCCAGUGAAAAUCAUGUGAUAAAUUCAUUGCUACUGAACAAGCUCAGUAUCGAGAAUUCUAAAAAGAAUCUCGAUUUGUAUUACUCAAUUAGGACACUGCUGCCAGAAGUAUUUGAACACAUGACCUUCGAAAAUAUUUUGAAGCAGGCAAACAGAUUUUGUUUUCUUCCUCUUCCAAAAAGAACACCAGAAGGAGACAGAAUUACUCUGGUACGACUCAUGGAACCUAAUUCAGAAUUAGACCUUCAUUCUCUGCUAGGAUACUGUGUGAACAUUAUGGAUUUGAGGCUAAGAGAAGACAUAUGCACCAGCGAAAUCAUCAUUGAUGAUUUGGAGACAAUAAAAUUGUCGCACCUUCCCUCAAUCAGUCCUAUCCAUAUGAAAAAAAUUGUUAUGAUCACAGAGAAAAUGUUCAACAACAGAGUGAAACAGAUUCAUAUCCUCAACUGUUCGCAAUAUCUCAAUCAACCUAUAAGGUGGCUGAAGAAUUUUCUCAAGCCGAAGAUAGCAUCCAGGAUAUUUUUCCAUAACAAUUUUGAGGAACUUGGGAAAUACAUAUCAUUAGAAUUGUUACCCAAGGAGUUUGGUGGUUCAGAAUCAUCAAUUAUUGAAUUGAAUGACCUAUGGAAAAAAAAGUUAACCGAAAACGCUGACAGAUUCGAUGCAUUGGUGAAAAUGAAGAUCGACGAAAAACUGAGACCAGAACCUUUAGUUAAUGACGAAAUACUCGGCUUUCACGGAAACUUCAAAAACUUGGACGUAGAUUGACUGGUCUGAACAACAUUCAGUUUCAUGAUUUCUGUCGAAUAAUAAUAAAGAUCUAUGAACUAA
Messenger RNA from Leptinotarsa decemlineata (Colorado potato beetle), 1075 nucleotides. RefSeq names its product retinol-binding protein pinta. The record is from RefSeq and is a predicted model, not a curated record. Gene Ontology annotation, cellular component: membrane. Lineage: Eukaryota; Metazoa; Arthropoda; Insecta; Coleoptera; Chrysomelidae. Gene Ontology annotation, molecular function: phosphatidylinositol bisphosphate binding.